Molecule: messenger RNA, 2224 nt
Organism: Mus pahari (shrew mouse)
Lineage: Eukaryota; Metazoa; Chordata; Mammalia; Rodentia; Muridae
Product: solute carrier family 22 member 12
Exons: 10
Coding region: 316-1977 (553 amino acids)
Biological process (GO): transmembrane transport
Molecular function (GO): transmembrane transporter activity
Source: RefSeq, a predicted model, not a curated record
CCUGAGUGGCUUCUCUCUCCACCUCCUUGCUUCCCAAAUUUGGUUUUUCCUGAGAGCCAGAGUCUGCUGUAUCACUGAGAGGUCCCCAUGGCCUCCAGAUUACCACAGAGGGUUCCAGGUCUCAGGGUGACAGCCAGCAGGCAGAUACACAAGAGCCUUGACUAGCCGUGACCCCGAGACAUGGCUGUAUGACAUGCAUAUGAAGAGACUGGUGUGGGCAGAGCCGUGGGGGAAGCAGGCUCUUCACACAGACCCCGUGGUCCUGGGCCAGCCUCUGUGAAGUGGAAGCUGUGUGGUGGUACCCGGGAGAAACCCAUGGCGUUUCCUGAACUCCUGGACCGAGUGGGAGGGAUGGGCAGGUUCCAGCUCUUCCAGACGGUGGCUCUGGUGACCCCCAUUUUGUGGGUCACCACCCAGAACAUGCUGGAGAACUUCUCAGCCGCAGUUCCCCGCCACCGCUGUUGGGUGCCUCUCCUGGACAACAGCAGCUCCCAGGCGAGUAUCCCUGGGGACUUUGGACCCGAUGUCCUUCUGGCCGUCUCCAUCCCAUCUGGUCCUGACCAGCAACCCCACCAGUGCCUCCGCUUCCGACAACCUCAAUGGCAGCUUACAGAGCCCAACGCCACGGCCACCAACUGGAGUGACACUGACACUGGGCCAUGCGAGGACGGCUGGGUUUACGACCACGGCACCUUCAGGUCCACAAUCGUGACCACGUGGAACCUGGUAUGUGAUUCCCAGGCCUUGAGACCCAUGGCCCAGUCCAUCUUCCUGGCUGGAAUCCUGGUAGGAGCCGCAGUGUGCGGCCAUGCCUCAGAUAGGUUUGGGCGCAGAAGGGUGCUGACCUGGAGCUAUCUUCUGGUGUCCGUGUCCGGCACAGCAGCUGCCUUCAUGCCCAACUUCCCCCUCUACUGCUUGUUCCGUUUCCUGGUGGCCUCUGCAGUGGCAGGUGUCAUGAUGAACACGGCCAGUCUCUUGAUGGAGUGGACAUCAGCCCAGGGUAGCCCUUUGAUGAUGACCUUGAACGCCUUGGGCUUCAGCUUUGGGCAGGUCCUGACAGGCUCUGUGGCCUACGGUGUGCGCAGCUGGAGGAUGCUACAGCUGGCUGUCUCUGCCCCCUUCUUCCUCUUCUUUGUUUAUUCAUGGUGGCUGCCAGAAUCGGCUCGCUGGCUCAUCACCGUGGGCAAGCUGGACCAGGGCCUGCAGGAACUGCAGAGGGUUGCAGCAGUCAACAGGAGGAAGGCAGAGGGAGACACGUUGACCAUGGAGGUCCUGCGGUCAGCUAUGCAGGAGGAACCAAGCGGGGACAAAGCUGGUGCCAGUCUGGGCACUCUACUCCACACGCCUGGGCUGCGCCUCCGAACCUUCAUCUCCAUGCUGUGCUGGUUUGCCUUUGGCUUCACCUUCUACGGCCUGGCCCUUGACCUGCAAGCCCUAGGAAGCAAUAUCUUCCUGCUCCAGGCACUCAUUGGGAUUGUGGACCUCCCAGUGAAGACAGGCAGCCUGCUGCUGCUCAACCGCUUGGGCCGCCGCCUCUCCCAGGUCAGCUUCCUGGUGCUGCCUGGACUCUGCAUCCUGGCCAACAUACUGGUGCCCCAUGAGAUGGGGGUCCUUCGCUCGUCCCUGGCUGUGCUGGGGCUGGGGUGCCUGGGGGGUGCCUUCACCUGUGUCACCAUCUUCACCAGUGAACUCUUCCCCACUGUGAUCAGGAUGACUGCAGUGGGCCUGGGCCAGGUGGCAGCCCGAGGGGGAGCCAUGCUAGGGCCUUUGGUACGGCUGCUGGGUGUCUAUGGCUCCUGGAUGCCCCUGCUGGUGUACGGAGUGGUGCCAGUGUUAAGUGGCCUAGCUGCACUGCUGCUGCCCGAGACCAAGAACUUGCCACUGCCUGACACCAUCCAAGACAUCCAGAAACAGUCAGUGAAGAAGGUGACACAUGACACAUCAGACAGCUCCAUCCUGAUGUCUACCCGGCUGUAGCCACCUGGAGAAGGGACACGGCCACAACAGUGAGGGGAGGAGGAGGAGGAGGAAGAGGAGGAAGAGGAGGAAGAGGAGGAAGGGGGGAAGAGUAGGGCUGGCAAUGGUAGGUAAAGACACUGGCCUCCAGGCCUAACUGUCUGAAACUCACAUGACAAUAGAUGUCACAAAGUUGUCCUCUGACCUCCUCAUGGAAACGUGCCCCGCCCCCGGUGAUACAUACAAAUAAAUAAUUUUUAAAAGAGUG